Stomoxys calcitrans (stable fly) is the source of this 3048-nucleotide messenger RNA. RefSeq names its product all trans-polyprenyl-diphosphate synthase PDSS1 (gene qless). Gene Ontology annotation, molecular function: prenyltransferase activity. The coding region runs from base 1366 to 2838 and encodes 490 amino acids. The record is from RefSeq and is a predicted model, not a curated record. NCBI's taxonomy places the organism in Eukaryota, Metazoa, Arthropoda, Insecta, Diptera, Muscidae. Gene Ontology annotation, biological process: isoprenoid biosynthetic process; ubiquinone biosynthetic process. The transcript has 8 exons. Gene Ontology annotation, cellular component: mitochondrion; transferase complex.
UACGUCAAAUCAAUUUAUUAAAAAAAGUUCCUAAACUCACACUUUCCCUUAAACAUUUGGUAAUAAAUAAGAAAAUAUAGUAAAUUCUUGGUAAAUACAAUGUUGUCAUGAGAUAUGAUAACAAAAACUAAUGUUGUGAAAUGCUGGAGAAUCAAUUUUUAUCAGUAGAGGAAAAGCGGACUAUUGGAUAACCAUACACUGGUUGGCUGCAAGGUGACCGUACACUUGUGUCCCCUUAUCUAUCAGCUAUCUGAGUGCAUGCAGUCAACGGCAACCAAAAAACAAAAGCCAAAUUGAAGAUCAUUGAUUAGUGGCAGUUGGUUUUGGGAGAGAAUGUCUUACAUGGCUAGGCGGUAUUGAUUGCAGUUAGGGAAGUUCAACUUGUCCAAUGCCCAAAACAACUACUCGUCCAUUGUAAGCCAAGUUCAAAUCUACGGGCAGCUCAAAAUUCACCAUUUAACACAUUGGCGGCGGGAGAGAGAAUUUCGUAUGCUCAAUCUUUCUCUCUCUCGCUCUUUUCCUUUUUUUUGGUUAAGUUUUGUGUUAUAAAGCUUUCUUAGCCAAGGCGCAGGCGCCUCUGCUACCAAACAAGUUUGAGUAUCUGCAGCUUAAAGACCGAAAGACGGCAGCGUGUGCGCAACCAAGCAGCGAGUGGUGUCAGCUAAGCUCAAAGGCACCAGCAGGUUAAAACAAAAAACACUUUGCUGAAGCUGUUUGAGCCAAACGCAACUAAAGAUUUUCCUUAAGCCGUCCUCCGGUCAUCGUCGUUGUGUAAUCGAUAAAGAGAAAAAUUACAAAAAAAAAAAAAAAUCAAAUUAAUCCAAAAUAAUAACUUGUGGUCGCUAAACUUUUUCUUGAAGCAAAAAGUCCAAAAUAGUACCAAUUCUUGUGGUCGGCAUAGGAAAAUAUUAUUCAAAUUUUCGAAAAUAAAAAGCCGUUGCUGUGUGUGUGUGAGUGGAUACGUGCGUGAAGUGCGUAACUUGAAUACCUGAUCGCGUUCGUGACAAAACCAAAAACCUAUGCUUUUAACGGAAAAUCCCAGAGUGGAGAAAGAAGUAAAGAAAUUAACAAGUAUCCAUUGUGAAACUUAAUGAAGUCGAAUUGUUAAAGCAAGUGUUCAUUUUUAUAGAAAAAACAACAAAAGUGUAAAAACCCACCAAUCGUUUUACUUUUCCUUUUUUUUUGCUUUGCUAUACCAAGUAAGGGAAAGCUGAUCGAUCCUCCGAAUAAUUCAGAAUACCAACUCUACAUAUUUAUAACCACCUUCCCCUUCUAAAACGUCGAAUCAAUCCCCGUUUUCUUUGGUUUCCCAAUCCAUACCUUUUGCCGCCGAUAACAUAUAGAAAAACAUAAACAAAUAUAAAAAUGGCCUGCUUAAGCACUUCCGGUCGCCAAGGACUGUUUGUGGCAGUCAGUGCGCGUCGUUACAAUAAUCACAAAUAUCUAUGUCAACUGGUGCUGCCACCGCAAUUGCAACAUCACAAUGCCGCCCACAACUCGGCUGCCAGCAGAGGAUCUUUUACAAGUGCUAAUGGCAGUAGCAAAACGAAUACUAAAACUGGUCUUGUUGCCGCCACUGCUUCAAGGUUGUUGAGCUGCAAUGCAGCGAAGACUUCCGCUUCCUUGUCUAACGCACCAUCGUCAUCAGCGAUGGCUUUGCCAUUUCAACAAGCUAAACGUUACUACCAUGGAAUAAAUGGUGGAGCCAAUGCUAAUGUUUUCAAUGUAAUGUUGAACUCCGACAAAUCCUCCUCACACUCGAAAACGAAAAGCUCAAAUGCCAAAACUUCAGCCAAUUGCUGCCGCUACAGCUCCGUCCACACUCAACAACCGGCUGGACCCGUGCGUGAAAUUCAAAUUGAUCCCUACAUUGUUGUGGACGAUGAGCUGAAAUAUUUUUAUGAAGAUAUUAGAGAGGCCCUGGCCACAGGUACAACACAAGCAGAACUGAACACCAUAGCCACAUACUAUAUUGAUGGGCAGGGUAAAGCUUUAAGGCCUAUGGUUACAAUGCUAAUGGCCAAAGCCGUAAAUUAUCACUUAAACAAAGAGUCAAGACAAUUGCUGAAUAAACAACGAAAAAUUGCCAUGUUCGCUGAAAUGGUGCAUUCUGCCAGUUUGGUGCAUGAUGAUGUUAUCGAUCAGUCAGAUUAUCGUCGUGGCAAGCCCAGUGUGAAUGCCCUGUGGAAUCACAAAAAGGUUGCAAUGGCCGGAGAUUAUAUAUUGUCUGUAGGUUCCAUCAUAAUUUCCCGUUUAAAUAACGAUGAGGUUACCAUCGUUUUGAGUCAGAAUUUAAGAGAUUUGGUACAAGGUGAAUUCAUGCAGUUGGGUUCAAGGGAAACCGAAAAUGAACGUUUUGCCCACUAUUUGACAAAGACAUACAGGAAGACGGCUUCACUGAUAGCCAACUCACUGAAAGCGACGGCGGUUAUUGCUGAUGCCGAUGAGGAUCUAAAGGAAUUGGCAUUCCAAUAUGGUCGCAAUGUGGGUUUGGCCUUCCAACUUGUUGAUGAUAUGCUCGAUUUUGUAUCGUCCACGGAAACACUGGGUAAACCUGCUGCUGCCGAUCUGAAAUUGGGUCUUGCAACGGCUCCCGUUCUAUUUGCCUGCGAAAAGUACCCCGAAUUGAAUCCCAUGAUUAUGCGCAGAUUUAGCGAACCCGGAGAUGUUGAACGUGCCUUUGAAUUGGUGCACAAAUCGCAUGGCCUGGAACAGACACGCUUUUUGGCCAAGAAACACUGCAAUGAGGCGAUACGAUUGAUCCAAGGUCUGGCCGAGUCACCCUAUCAAAAGGGUCUGCAGGUGGUUGCGGACUUGGUUAUAAAUCGUAUGAAGUAAUAUGAGCUUUUUUGUUUUUGUUUUUGCUAAUCACCCAUACAUGCAACACAAACACCCACACACAUACAACAACACACACACACACCCAUAUACAUAGAUCAGCACUAAUUGAUAAUAUUUAAAGAAAAAAAAGAAAGUAAAUAUACAAAAAACUUUAUAUACAUAAAUGGGGAAAAAGAAUAUUUAAAUAAAAACUUAAUUAAAAGGGAA